UUUCAUCAAAUCGGAUAAAUGAUUUGGUUGAAUGACAACCCUCGAUUCUUCCUCCGCAGCUGAAUCGAGCAUGGACGAAUCAUCCAACCUUCAACAACCCCCUUCCGCCACCAACGACGGUCGCGGCUACGCCGGUGGUGUAUCCGACGAAGAACAGAACAGCAAAGAAUCUGAGGUGGUGUGGAGUAACUUCACCGACAGCUUCCGUGAAGUCCAAUCCGUAUUGGACAGAAACCGAGCUUUGAUUCAACAGGUCAACGAGAAUCACCGCUCCAAAAUUCACGAGAACAUGGUCAAAAACGUUGCCCUAAUUCAAGAGAUCAACAACAACGUUUCCAAAAUCGUUUCCCUCUACUCCGAUCUAUCUACCAACUUCUCCAGCGCCUUUCAUCAACGGAUUUCAGAGACUGAUGCAGACAACCUGAAGGAGAGUUGAUACUUGAUCGAUUGGCGUUAUGCAAUUUUCAGUAAUUCCGAAGUCUCCUCUCUUUUUUUUCGUCGUAAUUUCUGGUCGAUUAUGAUGUGAAAUUUGAAUUUUCGGAAGUUGACUGGUGUUUGAUUUUGUAUUUCUUGAUUACGGAAUAUCGUAGGGAUUUGUUGUUGAGUAAUAUGUAUAUACGUAAUUUGUUCUGUUCUUGAUCCGAUGAGUCGCUGCUAAUCUAUACGAGUUUAUCGA
Lactuca sativa (garden lettuce) is the source of this 676-nucleotide messenger RNA. Its product is annotated as protein EARLY FLOWERING 4. NCBI's taxonomy places the organism in Eukaryota, Viridiplantae, Streptophyta, Magnoliopsida, Asterales, Asteraceae. Gene Ontology annotation, biological process: entrainment of circadian clock; positive regulation of circadian rhythm. The record is from RefSeq and is a predicted model, not a curated record. Gene Ontology annotation, cellular component: nucleus.